AUGACACCAAACAAAUUUACUCUAAUGGUGUAUGUGGCGAUGGUUGGGACUAUGGGUGACUACCAGACAGUAGUCACGGCCUGCAGGGGAGAACUAGACUCAACUCUACCCACUAUUAACUCACAGACAGAACAAGAUUUUCUCAAUCAAAUGAUUGUCAAAUACAAGAUCAUUGAAAAUGUAUGGCUCGACGCCGGCAUCAAAAACAAACACAUUGUUUGGGCAGACAGUAGUAGUGGUGAAUACGAGAACUGGAGGUCUGGUUCCCCGGUUAACAAUAGCAACUGUGUGGAAAUGGUACCCGACCAAGGUAAUGUGGGCAAAUGGCAAGAUGUACCAUGUGCCAAGAAAAAUUCUUAUGUUUGUAAGCGUGUGGUGAUGUGGUCGGGUCAGCGUACGGAGCGUUUGAUUAGGGACAAUCGGCGUUUAUUGGAAGGAGCAUUAAACAUAAUUACCAUUCUUACACAUAAUCAAGACAAACAUGAAACUGAAAUUACCAUGUUAAAACAAAGUCAAGUGCCUAUUGGUUUUAUAUACGUACAAUUACCCGGUCAGAUUGACCCCAAAACACUAUGGCCUGAGUACACGUGGUCAGACUCGACCAGUCCAUACGCGGGCCAAUUUUUCCGGGCUGAAGGCAACGGUAGUUUAGAGUUUGGUAAAGGUGUUCAAAAUGAGAAUGCACCUAGAUUGUCGGCCGUUGAGCAGAUGGAUAAUGCUGAUUACGGUGCACAUAUUGACGUGACUCCCGGUACAUGGAGUAAAUAUAUUUGGUCGGGUUACAAUCCAGAAAACAAGCACACGUAUUCUCACAGAUUUUAUGAAACUGGUGGAGAAAUUCGCACUCGUAAUCAGGCGGUGCGCUUAUUUAAACGUUUGAACAAGCUAAGUUGUUUUGUUGGUGACCUAACCCUGGAUGAUGUAAUUACUAAAAUGACUAAACUGGAACAAAAACUGGCCCAACAUCAAUCAAAAAUAUCAAUCGGUUUUAUAUACGUACAAUUACCAGACCAGGUUGAGCCCACUAGUUUAUGGCCAACAUACACAUGGUCAGAUGUUACUGCAAAUUACGCUGGCGACUUUUUCCGGGCCGAAGGGAAGGGUAGCCUAGCGUUUGGUACGGGUGCUCAGGCACAAAGUGGGCCCAGACUGUCGGCCGUAUACAGCAAUCAUAACGUAAGCAUGAAUUUUAAUAUCAAUAUUACGGCUGGAGUUUGGAGUGACUAUAUCUAUACGGGCGGCGAUAGUAAGACGGUGCUCGAUGAAGUGCGCCCACCCAAGCUCAUUACAUCGGACAAUGUCUGCGACGAUUGGUCAGACAUAUUUCACGACGACUAUUACGACAUAUGCUAUAAAUACUAUUCAGGUGUCGCUGAUUAUCAUAAGAUGGUAAAAGAGUGCAACGCUCUAAACGACUCAUCCCUGCCCACCAUUAACACAAAAGCUGAGCAAGAUUUUUUAAUCAACAUGAUGAUCAAAUACAAAAUGGUAGAGAGUGUAUGGCUGGACGCCAGCAUCAAAGAUAAACACAUUGUUUGGUCCGACAGGAGUAGCGGUGAGUACGAGAACUGGAUGUCCGGCCGACCGGUUAAUAAUGACAACUGUGUGGAAAUGUUGGCCGACGAGGUUAAUCGUGGUAAAUGGGAAGAUCAACCAUGCACAAAGUUAAAUGGCUACAUAUGCAAGCGUGUGGUGAUGUGGUCGGAUCAGGAGACGGCGCGUUUGAUCAGGGACGAACGUAGAAGCUUGGAUGCGGAGAUUAGAUCUGGGUACAAAUGUGUGGGUGUGGAAAUGAUACCCGAUCAAGGUAAUAUUGGCAAAUGGCAAGACAUAGCGUGUGCCAAGAAAAAUUCCUAUCUAUGUAAACGUGUGGUGAUUGGGUCUGACCAGCGUACGGAGCGUUUGAUCAGGGACAAUCGGCGAUUGUUGAACGAGGCUUUACAAGAAAUAUCACAGUUAAAGCAAAAUCAGGUACCCAUUGGUUUCACAUACGUACAGCUGCCAAACCAGGAUCACCCAACAAAACUAUGGCCCACAUACAAGUGGUCAGAUGUGACGGCCACAUACGCGGGUCAGUUUUUCCGGGCCGAAGGUAGCGGUAGCUGCGAGUUUGAGGGUGGCAUUCAAACGGAAAACGCACCUAGAUUGUCACAAAUACAGCGUAUGGACAAUGAAGGUCAUGAUCCAUGGACUAUAAACGUAUCACCUAAUGCAUGGAGUCCGUGGAUUUUUACUGGCCAGGAUGGUGGCGGCCAUUUACACUAUCUCCGAUUUUAUGAGACUGGUGGCGAAGUGCGGCCCCGGAAUCAAGCCGUGCGCAUAUUUAAACGCAUUAACCUAUAA
Medioppia subpectinata is the source of this 2343-nucleotide messenger RNA. Lineage: Eukaryota; Metazoa; Arthropoda; Arachnida; Sarcoptiformes; Oppiidae. The record is from the annotation of a GenBank genome assembly.